CCAUCCCACCAGAGGAAAGGAAACUAUCGGAAGACGCGCCGAAACUACCAAGGUCCCUCGGUCCCUAGUCAUAGUCACCAUUAUUGUUCUGAUUUGAUAUUACCCUGGUCGCAUCUAUCUAAACCAUUCGAGAUUGGCAAGGGAAACUAUGCCUCCUUCAAAUGAAUCAACCUCGUCUGCGAGGCCGAAGCAGAAUGAGAGAAGAGAUGGCUCGAGUACCCAGAAAGAUGCCACAUACAAUCAAUCCAAUUUCACUCGACAGACAAAUGCCGUGAAGGAUUUAUUCAGUAUACCUAGACCGGUUAAGAAAUUAUUUGAUAAAGUUCCUGUUGUCACAUAUCCAGCAAACGAGUUACCACAAAGGAGUCCUGGGGCAAAGAGCAGAAGAAAUGAUAGAGAUGCUAGAUUGCCCAGUUUAUAUAUCUUCUGUAGAGAGGGCGAGGAAGAGAAUGGAGGCAGGCCAAGUUUUAAUCCGGGAUGUUUGAAAUGGCAGACAUUUUUAAAUCUCGCAGGAAUUAAUCAUAAUAUUGUCUCUUCAAAUAAUCAUGCUUCACCUACUGGUGUCCUACCUUUCCUCUUACCAGGCAUCAAAUCGAAUUCUUCACAAGAUGUCCACCUUCCAAUACCGAGUAAUGGACUGGUGAAAUAUGCAAAGGAACAAGGAAAGAAAGUCCCUGAACCAAAGAGUAGGAAAUUGGAAGCUUAUCAAGCUCUAAUCGAUCAUAAUAUUAGAAAUGCUUGGCUACAUUCUCUUUAUCUGACCCCCUCGAACUUCCGCGAGAUAGCCGCUCCCCUCUACAUAGACCCGGCAUCCUCCUCUCUCCCAGUUCGCCUCUAUACGGCCCACCAACUGCGCUCCGCAGCGGAAUCUGAGUUGCGCAAGAGCGCGGAAAUUAUUGACCAGGAAAUGAUUUAUAGGGAGGCGGACAGAGCAUGGGAAGCACUUAGUUUGUUACUUGGGGAGGAGAAAUGGUUUUCUGGGGAUGCGCCGGGCCUCUUUGAUGCGAGCGUUUUCGCUUAUACGUGGUUGUUAGGUGAUGAGGGGUUGGGGUGGGGGAAGGGUGAUAAGAGGUUCGCGGAGGGUAUGGGGAGGUGGAGAAAUCUUGAGAGGCAUAGAGACAGGGUAUUUAGGAGGUGUUGGGGGGAAGGAGAUGGUGUACUGGUAUGAAAGGGGAGAGGAGAGAUGUACUAGAGAUAUAAGAUGGGAGAAAGGAAAAUUGGGUGCUGACACUAUAAUGCGGAGAUCUGAGGGCACCGAAGAACAUUAUGGUCGCCAACAAAGUACGGUUUCAGAGGAUCGUGGGAUGGUAGGGGAAUGAAAUAAACGAAUUCCCCAUGCAUAGCAGCAUCACAACUCCAGGAAACCGAAAUUCAAACCAGAGAAAUUGAAAGUGGUGGGAAAGUGUUACUUCGCCUGUUCCGUCUUACAAUCUCUAUGCUACGCUGUUGAGAUAUUUUUGCUUCUUCUCUUUUACUCCGCAUUUUGCUCACAGCUUCUGCGU
Botrytis deweyae is the source of this 1502-nucleotide messenger RNA. RefSeq lists its product as uncharacterized. Bases 149 to 1168 code for a protein of 339 amino acids. Gene Ontology annotation, cellular component: SAM complex. Gene Ontology annotation, biological process: mitochondrion organization. The record is from RefSeq and is a predicted model, not a curated record. NCBI's taxonomy places the organism in Eukaryota, Fungi, Ascomycota, Leotiomycetes, Helotiales, Sclerotiniaceae. The transcript is spliced from 3 exons.